GAUAAUUAACUAAACACACUCUUUAAUUUCCAUUGGAAGUAAUUUCAACCAAAGAAAUGGCCCCAGUAAAGCAUGUGUAACACUUCUGUGACUCAGUGACACUCAGCUACAAGUUCUGUUAAUCCACCCAGUCAAAACUAAUACAGUCCAAAACAAAACCCUCGUGAUAAAUCCCACCUUUAUGAAGGUUGUGAUGUUCAGUUUUCUUGAAACCGUUUGAAAUGUAGUUGUAUUGAGUUAAACAGAAAUUUUAGAAACACUCCUCAGUAUUUUGUACUUUAAACACACUGCAUAUACAUUAACUUCUCCUUCUGUUUAGCUUAAUACAGAUGCUACUCACUUUUCCAGCCAAUCAGUUAGCUUGAUCAACUUGUAUCAUUGUUCAGAGUCAAAGUAAAAAGCCAGUGUUAGUGGACAUAGCUAUCUGGUUACUUCAGGGUUACCUUGGCAGUGUUAUGACUCUUAAAAAAAGAAAGAAAGAAAAAGAUGCACAGCAGCAAACAGUGAAACCUAGUUAGGUUUCCAUAGGCAACAAGAGCUAGCAAACGUUAGCUAUUUGUUGUACGCUAAAAGGUGAGGGGGCAGGGAGUGCUUUAAUGGAACUUGACUUAAUAAAAUAAAAUCAGAUGUUUGAAAAAGAACAUUUUAAUGGGAAAAAAAAUGAUUAAAUUAAAAUGAACUCUGAUGAUACUCCAUAAAAGAGUUCCUCACUGAUCAUUGUUAGCUGUUUUGCUCAUACUGUGGAGUCUGCCCAUUCAAAACAUCUUUAUUUGGUGUUGUGUAGGUACUUUAUCAAAAGCCUAUUCCUUUAUCUUCUUUGAACUGCAGUUUAUGUCAGUAUUUCCAUUUUAUUCCCGUUUAUCAACAUUUUAAAACGCCUAUUCACAAAUCUUACUAAACAUGUAUAAUGCAAAUAAAAGUUAUUAUUCCUGUGAUUGCUAUUUUGACUGCAUAAUUCCUGCCCCCAGCAGCGUCAAGGCUGCAGCUGCAGCAAAACUAAAAAACAAAGGCUAUUUCCCUGAGGAAAACACCCCACUCUUUAAGUUAGCAAUAAAUCUGGCACUUGUGUGUGUGUGUAUUUGAGCGUGUAAAUGUACUCAGUGUCCUCAAGUCCAUAGCUUCCAGAGCUGUCAAACGUUGCUUGGCCCAGCCACAUCCGUAACCCGUGACCUCUGUAACUCCUGUUUUGUUCUCAGCACUCCAGGCCCCUCAGAUAUCCCUCUGCUGGAAACCCCCCACCACCACCAUCGCUCCCAGAUGACAGACUCCCCUCUCUUGUCCGUUCCUCCACACUAUCCCAGUAGCCUUUGACCUCCCCAGCACCUCUGCCUCUCUGCGUGGCUGCCCCUCGCAUUCCAGUAAAGGCGCUGAAACCUGAGCCCCCGGUGAGCUCAUCGCCGGGCCACGGAAUCAAGAGUUAAAUGAUACCAAAAAACAGAGAGAGGAGAGAGAACGGGAGACAGAAGGGGGAGAGGCAGCCGUUGGUGCAGGACAGGUCUGGAACUGGUUCUGUGUGUGUGUGUGUGUGUGUGUCUGCUUGCCGGGGCUCCUCGGGGGUUAAGUUACACCAGAGAAAGCGAGGAGGAAAAAGGAAGAAGAAACUGCUGGCGUCUUUGAAUUCUCUCCUCUUUUUGUUUGUGUCUCUGGCUGUCUCUCGGCAGCCUGACUGACUGGUGCCUGCAGUUUCCUCUUGACACACUCCAGCGAGCCCGCCGACCUCCAUCCGCGCUUUCAAGUUAACGAGCCCCGUCGGUCUCGUCCUCGUGUCUGAGAGCCGGGCUGGGAUGUGAGUGUAAUGCAGUGAGGUCGCGCUCUCCACUCUCUCUGAGUCUCUGAUCUUCUCUGACCCUGCCAUGACCACCAAGUGUCCAAAGACGGUCUCUGGAUCCAAAUGUCACCCCCCUUGGACUCUGCCCCGGUCGGGGACCAGCAGUGUGUGACGGACAGGCGAGUGGAGCCUGUGGUGGCUCUGUACUGCGUGGCUUCAAAUUGGCCCUGGCUGAGCUCUGCAUGGAGCAACGAGUGAAGAGUCCUGCUAUGGUCUGAUGUCUCAGCAUGGAUGGAGUCAGUCAGAGGACUGGCCACCACUAAUGAGACCAUCGCUCUUCAGCUGAGGACUAGCAUUUACAGGAUUACUCCCACGGUUUCCUGCUCUUUUCCCAGUUAACUGCAUCAUUACUUAACUCUCCUAGGUGGACUUUUCGUGAGUCUAGUUUUUGGUGGAUAUAUACGUCAUUGCCUGAUCUUCAUAUUUGUUUUUUUUCCCCUCCCAGUUCUUUUUAUUGUUGGUUUUUAUUUUUCCCUGUUGCUUUUCCACUAUGGAGUUUUUGGCUGGACCCUGGAAUAAAGAUUGGGCUUCGUUCUUGCAGUUUUGGUUGACUGUCAUCCUAAGCCUCCAAAUGCAGUUCAGCCCGGGUGCCUCCUGCCCGGAAGAGUGUCGUUGUGACAAAUUGUUUGUGUACUGCAAUGAACGCAGCCUGACAUCAGUGCCUCUGGGGAUACAGGAGGGCUACAAGGUCCUCUACCUGCAUAACAACCAGAUCAACAGUGCUGGCUUCCCUGUGGAACUGCACAAUCUGGCCUCUGUGGAGACUGUAUAUCUAUAUGGCAACCAGCUGGACGAGUUCCCUGUCAAUCUGCCCAAAAACACCAGGGUCUUGCAUCUCCAGGAGAACAACAUCCAAACAAUUUCCAGGGCAGCCCUGGCCCAGCUGACUCAAUUAGAGGAGCUGCACCUUGAUGAUAAUUCCAUCUCCACAGUGGGGGUGGAAGAAGGGGCCUUUAGGGAGGCAGUAAGCCUCAAACUCCUCUUCCUCACCAAGAACCACUUAAGCAGCGUUCCCAUUGGCCUUCCUGAGGACCUGAAGGAACUGCGGUUGGAUGAAAACCGCAUUGCUAUAAUUGCAGAGGAGGCCUUUCAGAAUGUGACACGCCUGCAGCGCCUCCUGCUGGACGGGAACCUGCUGACGGAUGAGGGCAUUGCACCAGGUACCUUCCAGGACCUGGCCAACCUCCGUGAGCUGGCCCUGGCCCGCAAUUCACUCACCUUCCCCCCUCCUCUCCUACCCAGCCAGUCACUGGUCAAACUCAGCCUGCAGGAGAACCAGAUCGACCAGAUCCCUGUGGCGGCCUUUGCUGGCCUAAACAGGCUGGAAAAACUGGAUAUUUCCAGCAACCAGCUUCAGACUCUAACACAGGGUGUGUUUGAUGGCCUGUCGAGCCUAAGGCACCUCAUAGUGCGUAAUAACCCCUGGCGCUGUGACUGUGCAGUGAAAUGGGUGGUGGUGUGGCUCAAGUCUUUGCCUCCCUCCAUCAACGCCCGAGGGUUUGUUUGCCUGAGUCCAGACAAGGUGCGUGGCAUGGCAAUCAGAGAGCUCACGCUGGAUAUUAUCGAGUGCCCGGUUGAUACUGAUCAGCCAUCCUGGCCCACCCUCCGCUCUACACCCCCUCCCCCACCCACCACCACCCCUGUCACCACCAUGAUCUCCACCGUCAUCACCACAUCCAUCCCGUACUACUUUGACUCACCCUCACCUCCCUUACCCCCAGUCCACGCUCCCGGGCCACUGCCUCCCUACGAGGACCCCCUUCAGAUCUCCUUCAAUGUGGUCAACUCCACCAACAUUGAGGUGAGCUGGGAUUCCUAUUUCACCGUCGCGGCCUACAAGGUCACUUGGGUGAAAAGGGGCCAAACCCAGAUAAACGAAGGAAUUCGGGAGCGGACGGUGAGCGGGGGCCGGCGGCAUAUCAGCCUCACCAACCUGGAGCCCCGGUCCGUGUAUCGGAUCUGCGUGCAUGUGUUGGACACCCUUAACUCGUACAGGCCUGGAGAGGAUACUAUAUGCUCCGAGGCCAGGACAAAGCCUGCCUUGUCUACUAGACCUCCUGGCAGGGACCAAGCUCCACAGGAGAGCAUCAACUCCACACUGUUAAUGGCUGGGAUCAUAGGUGGGGCAGUUCUUAUCAUCCUGGUAACGCUGCUCAGCCUGUUCUGCUGGCAUAUGCACAGGAAGAGCCGGUCAUCUUCGACCAAGUGGAAAUACAACCGCGGCAGGAGAAAAGACGACUACUGCGAGGCUGGAACCAAGAAGGAUAACUCCAUUCUGGAGAUGACUGAGACCAGUUUCCAGAUAGUGGCGCUGAACAAUGAGCAGCUGCUCAAGGGAGAUUUCCGCAUUCAGCCCAUCUACACACCCAAUGGGGGCAUUGGAUUUAGAGACUGUCACCUCAGUAACAACAGUAUAGCCUACUGCAAGAGCAGCAACGUGCCCAGUACAGAGUUCUGCCACACGUGAUGCACACGUACAGCAGCAUCUGCCACACGUACAGCAGCAUUGACACACACACACACCUGACAAACUAAACAAUACAUGCAUAAAUACACACGCAUACACCGUUUGUGUAGACAACAAAAACAUUAAAAUUCUAGUGAAAUAUAACUGUACUAUAUAUAUUUCCAAGUUCUGUCUACAAUGUAAUUUAUACUGUGGAUAAUAAUGUGGGAUUCUCUGCUAUCUUUUUUAUUCUUAGAAAAAGAGAUAAAAGUGUUUCUUUUUUUAUAAUCAGCAGGGUUUUGAAAGUUGUUUUAAUGGUCAGUACUGUACAUGAACAUGGAUUUGUACAAUCACGGCACCCUGGGUGUAGCUUCUGAUGAAUGCUGUCAGCCUUGGAAAUGUUGGGUGGGUGGGAGGGUUGGGACGCUUAGAGGGCUGGGAUCCUUUGCUAACCACAGAAGCAAAAUAUGGCCUUUUUGCGCUUUGACACACUGCGAACACUCCCCAGUACAACAGAACAGUGGUAAAGACAACACAGCACAGGGGAAAUCCAAACACUGCUGAUUAGAGCGCUGUGGAAAUAAAGCACUGGUUCAUUGGUGGCAUGUCGCUUAAAAAAAAAAAAAAAAAGAAUUGAAGUGCACUUUCUUAUUAAUGGAAGCAAGGCAGGAAAUGAGCAGAGGUGGUGAUCGCAUGUAAGGGAGUGUGGCUGCUUGUGUAGGGAGAAUGUCAUUGGUGCUGUUGGAAAGCCUGGAUUUAGACUUCCCAAAAGUGCCUUAACACUAAAAGCAUCUUUGUUCUCUUGGUUUACAGUGGAACAAAGGUGGGCUUAGUCGAGAGACGCUUUUGGAAAACUCUGGAAAGGGACGUGUCAUUUUCAGCACGUUUGUUUUUGUAGUGAGGAGGUGCAAUUAUUAACAUGAGCUUAAAAAGCAACAAAGGAUUAUUGUCCCUAAUGAGGCGCAUGGAUGUGCUGAGACACGCAGAUCCUUUUGAAGAAAUUCCCUGAUUUGUUCUGCUUCCUUUCUUUUUGCUUCUUUGCUGAUGCUUUUUGUGGCAAGUGAGGCCACAAGGGGGCAGUUUCCCUCAGCGUCAUGUGUGGGACAGAGGAACACAGGGCAAGACAGAGAGAUCACUUUACUUCCACCAUUCCCCUGGAGUCAAUUACCCAGACAACAUUACUCAUGCCCAAACAGCAUUGUUUAGAGUAUUAUUGCUCAUCGAGCUACUUAAUGAUGUGGAAUCAUUUAAAACUAACGGUGUUUUCUGUGUUUGGUGGCUAGAUGAUAUGGAUUUUCACCCCUGUGGUCUAUAAUGGGGGGAGGCCUCUGGUCCUCUGUGUGUGUGUGUGUGGAGAGCAUGAUGAAUUUUUAGUAGACACACACGCUUAAUGCUAAUUAUACACCCACUUAUUUCAUCCUUGUCCCAGCAUUCAUUAGGCAUUUUGAUAAAUUAGGAAAUUACAACAAUAAGAUCGCACUCCGCCCAUGAUCCUCACAGUGCGCAGUUGUGACUGAGCAGCUCAUCUCACAUCUCAUCAUUUAUCCUUUUGUCUGUGUUUAAGAGGCUGUCUAUUUUGUUUAUGGUUUGCACACCUGAACAAUGCACCUCUCAAUAUUAGUUUCUGCAGUGAUGAUUCGUACCCCGUUCCUCUUUGCUUUCUGCAUCCUUCUGUCCCUGUCUGUCUCACUGUCUCCCUGUCUGUCUCUACACCUCUGACCCCUGCAUGGGCUCAAUUAAAACACUUUCCCUGCCCUUCAGCUCACGGGCUGUGGUGGCUGCCUCUUUGCAUGUGAGGUACCAGUGAGAGGUCUUUAUUAUGCACUUCUUAAGAAGACUUUAUUUGAUUUGACAUCAUUUUAUUUUGAGGGGCCAAGCUUAAAGAGUUCCCACCACCAACCCCUCUGCUCCCCCUCUUUCCCCUUCCCCUUCUCCUCAUAAUCCUCCACCAAAAAAGGGAGAAAAAUAUGUAGACCUUAUUUUCACUUGGCUGCAUGGAGCUCACACUGGGAGUGUGUGUGCAUUAACUCUUUGUGAGGCAGAUUCGGCUGCUUGAACAUGCACAGUAGAGUAUUCAACACGAACUAGGCAGUAAAUUAACAGUUAAAUGAUUUUUAAGGGCUUGUUCUUGAGUUAUCGCAGUGUGGAGAUUAUCUCUGAGAGAUAAUUGGAGUAUCUCUAAAGUAACUGCACUUACUCUAAUUCCAGCAAUAGCUCAGAUCACAAUCCUAUGGAGUUUAAUUUGAGGUGAUGCACAGACGUCUACAGCCCCUUUGUUUAAAAUCUGAUGAGCCAACAUUCUGAACUUUAAAAAACACAGUAAAUUAAUAUUGUCAUAUUAUGUCUUGGUGUUUUUUUUUGUAAUAAGACAACUUCCAUAUUUUUAAACCUUGUGUUUGGGUUUUAUUUCUAUAACAAUCCCUUAGGGCAAAUGGCAGUAUCUUAAAACCACAAAGCUUCUGUUAUUGAGAAAACAUUUAAAGUAAUAGACAUUUUCUGAAAUGUUUUUAUUCACUUUUUGCUGUGACUUAGAUGAGAAAAUUGAUGCCAUUCUCAUGUCUGUAAAUAUGAAGCUACCACUAGCAACCUGUUAGCUUAGCAUAGCAUAAAGACUGGAAAUUGAAGGAAAUAGCAAGCCAAGCAAUGCUAGUAGGUGGAUUUUGUUGCCUUUGGACAGAGCCAUGCUGGCUACACUAGCUGUCUCCUGGCAGCUUCAUAUUUAAAUCUUUUCAUAAGUCUUGGCAAAAAGUGAAUACGCUUUUUGUUGAACUGUUACUUUAAGUGUAAAAAAUUUAUUUGCAUUUCUACAAAAUUAAUGAUUGUAAUGAUUUCAUUCCCAUGCCAGAUAUUAGGUUUUAAGACGAGAUACUUAAAUACAUGACUUGUUUAGAUGGAUUUCUUUUAAUGUUGGGUUUAUUGUUACUGAGCUCUUCUGUGGUUAUCAAAGCAUCUCCACUUUUUAUUUUACUCUUUUUCUACUAAUAUCCACAUAUCAGCACACCCAACACACUGACAUACCAGGUUGCCCUGACCUGCGCUUUGAUAUACCCUGCUUAACAAUCAUCAAGCUAACUGACUGAGCACCUAACCAACCCGCAGUUCAUCAUGUGUGGUUUGUUACAUGCUCUACCAGCUGACCAGAAUCCCCACGCUGAAACACUUGAACAUUUUCAUCAGAUAUUGUUUGGAUUGUUUUUUUUGUUGUUGUUACAGGUGAAAGCCCUAUCUUGUCACAUGCUGACAAGUCAGGUCAAACUAUUGACACAUAUGGUAUCUCCCCUGUCUGUGAAUGUGUAACCAAGACAGAUAUUUGCCUUACCUUUUAUGCAGGACUGAAUGAUUAACUAGAGAGAGUUCUAAGUGGGAGGAGGGAAAGGAGCAGAAAAAGAUGAGACACAAGGAGACAGCAGAACAGAAAGCACAUUUCUCCAACAGACUGCAGCCACAGCAGCAACAAUAACAGUAUUAACAGGGAGGACAACGCUAGGCAUGACACACAGUAGCUAACAAGUGACUGUUCAUCCAUAGUGCCAGACCUAUAGCAGUGCAUGGAUAAUGAUUCAACCAAGACUGGGAAGGAGCUUCGGUGGUUGCUUUGCAGCGUACAUUACUCUUAAUUUUCUACUUGCUUGAUGAAAGAACGCGGCUGCAGCGCCGUGACCAAUGGAAUUACACAAAAUGUAUUACAGACUGCUAGCGUCAGUUUAUUACCGUUUCAGGGUGCCGAGAAGUAAUUUCCCUUAAAGCUCAUUGAUUCACAUUGAAAUAAUUAUGUUUAAUCACUGAGAGGUCAAUGCAGACAAAACACAUGAGAGGUUGAAACUGAAUACGUUUAAAGUCAUCUUUUCUUCCUGUAGGCAAAACCUUCACUGCAAUUAGCUAUUAGCCAGUGACAUUCAUUCAAGGAUUUUUGCAUGUACUGUAUUUAGCUUCGUAGCCUUUCAUUUUUUUGUCAUACCAGGUUUUGGACUUAAAAGAUUUUUUUUUUUUCCAAGCAGUCACUCAGUGGUGGUUGAGAUACAGUAUGAGCAACCAUACAGAAAGGUUCUCAUAUGGUUUUAGAGAAAGUGGGCUGGAAAUUUACAGUGCAUGUAAAACAGCUAUGUUCGGAUACUCUGCCAUCCUGGCUUCUCAUCGAGACACUCGCAGUGUUCCGUUAGCCAUCCACACCAAGACGUUUUCUUAGGAACCAAAGUUAAAAUUUCUGUUCUCAUGAUGAAAUAUUGAUGUUGUUCCAUGUAUGUGCCUUGAGGUUGAACUUACAAUGUAAAGUCCUUGAAACCUUUAAAUGUUUUUGCACAAACUGUAAAUACUUAAGUGAAGCUUUUUGAAAAUAAAAGAGCCAUUGGAUUUGA
Molecule: messenger RNA, 8629 nt
Organism: Lates calcarifer (barramundi perch)
Lineage: Eukaryota; Metazoa; Chordata; Actinopteri; Centropomidae
Gene: flrt2
Product: fibronectin leucine rich transmembrane protein 2
Exons: 2
Coding region: 2319-4295 (658 amino acids)
Molecular function (GO): protein binding
Source: RefSeq, a predicted model, not a curated record